Molecule: messenger RNA, 2043 nt
Organism: Aspergillus campestris IBT 28561
Lineage: Eukaryota; Fungi; Ascomycota; Eurotiomycetes; Eurotiales; Aspergillaceae
Product: lysophospholipase family protein
Exons: 1
Coding region: 87-2009 (640 amino acids)
Biological process (GO): glycerophospholipid catabolic process
Cellular component (GO): cytosol; intracellular membrane-bounded organelle
Molecular function (GO): A2-type glycerophospholipase activity
Source: RefSeq, a predicted model, not a curated record
AGCUGGUUGUGUCUGCCAUGGCGUCGUACAUAUGAACCCUCGAGCGGCCAUUGCAGCGGGCACUGUGCUUUUCCCCGCAAGCAACCAUGAAGAUCUCUUUGGUAAUUCUCACGAGCGUGGCUCUCGCCCACGCUGCGACGGUCGACGUCUUCCCUCGUGCGUUUCCCAACGCCCCAGACGGCUAUACACCCGCCAACACGACAUGCCCGGCUGUCAAACCGAAAGUUCGAUCGGCGAGUCGACUCUCGCGCGAUGAAACGAAAUGGCUCAAGAAACGCCGAAAGGAGACUGUCGACCCGAUGAAGGAGUUUCUUGGCCGGCUUGACCUCGGUCCUUUUGACGCAGUGUCGUACAUUGAUAAGACCGCUAAAAAUGUCACCGAUCUGCCUAACAUCGGCUUUGCAGCCAGUGGUGGCGGUUAUCGCGCUAUGCUGAACGGCGCAGGGGUCAUAAAAGCCUUCGACAAUCGCACGGCAAAUGCCACUGCAAAGGGCCAGCUCGGCGGGCUGCUGCAGUCGUCGACUUAUGUUGCUGGACUGAGUGGUGGUGGCUGGCUCGUUGGCUCCAUCUUUGUCAACAACUUCACCACGAUUAGCGACUUGCAGAAAGAUAAGCGCGUGUGGGACUUACAGACGUCGAUCCUGGAAGGACCAAACUCCAAGCAUUUCCAAUUUCUGUCGUCGGUUAAUUACUGGGAGAACAUUGAUAAGUCGGUCAAGGGCAAGAAGAACGCAGGUUUCGACGUCACCCUGACCGACUACUGGGGUCGCGCUCUCUCCUACCAGCUGGUCAACUCGUCGAAGGACGAUGGCGGCCCGAGUUAUACCUGGUCGUCCAUCGCCCUGGGUGACCACUUUAAGGAUGGCGAGAUCCCCAUGCCACUCCUUGUCGCGGAUGGGCGCAGGCCUGGCGAACUACUGGUAGGCAGCAACUCGACCGUGUAUGAGUUCAACCCGUGGGAGUUCGGGAGCUGGGAUCCCACGAUCGCUGGCUUCGCGCCGCUGGAAUAUCUCGGGUCGAAGUUCGACAACGGGAUGUUGAACGACACCUGCGUGCGAGGAUUCGACAAUGCCGGCUUCGUCAUGGGCACCUCGUCCUCCCUAUUUAACCAGCUCCUACCGCGCCUGAACAGUACCAGUAUGCCAGACAUUUUGAAAAAAGCCUUGGAAGACAUCCUCAAAGAUCUCAGCAGAGACGACGAGGACAUCGCUGCUUAUGCACCCAACCCUUUCUACAACUACCGCAACUCGACGGCCACCUAUGCCACCACAAAUGAGCUAGACCUCGUCGACGGCGGCGAAGACGGCCAAAACAUCCCGUUGCACCCGCUGAUUCAACCAGAGCGCCAUGUCGACGUCAUCUUCGCCGUGGACUCCUCUGCCGAUACCGAGAAUAGCUGGCCCAACGGCACCAGCCUGGUGCAAACGUAUGAGCGUAGCCUGAACAAGACCGGCAUCGCCAACGGGACCGAUUUCCCCAGCGUUCCGGACGUGAACACAUUCGUCAACCUCGGCUUGAACAACAGACCGACUUUCUUCGGCUGCAACGGCUCCAACUUCACUGGCCCCACUCCCCUGGUGGUCUACCUCCCGAACGCGCCCUAUACCGCAGAGUCCAAUACGUCCACUUUCCAGUUGUCGUACAAAGACUCGGAGCGAGACAAUAUUAUUACCAACGGUCUGAAUGUGGCCACCAUGGGCAAUUCGUCUCUUGAUGCCCAGUGGCCGAGCUGCGUCGGGUGCGCUAUCCUGCAACGCUCCACCGCACGCACGGGAACACCACUGCCAGAUAUUUGCAAGCGUUGCUUUGCGAGGUACUGCUGGAAUGGAACUGUCGAUAGUCAUCCGCCCAAGCCGUACCAGCCCUCGAUGAAGUUAGGCUCAGCGGGCUCCGGAAACUCUGCUAGCACUAGCUCAGGGGCAGCUGCAGGUGCGGCGAGCACGGGCAGUGACUUGGUGAGCAGCGCGACGGCGUAUGCGGGCGCUGCUACGAGCAUCUUGGGAGGUUAGUUUUGCGAUUUUAUGUAGCUGGCUUUGGAGAAUG